GUUUGCUUGUUUUAUUUGGUAAAUGCGUUUCCAUAAAUUUAGUUAAUAAGCAAAUUUGCAGUUUUAUCCCAAAACUUGCAUUAAAAGAUUAAAAGUCUCUAUCGCAGAGACUUGCAUGUAAUAUGGAAGCUACUUUGCUGCAUACACACAUAUAUAAACAAAAUGCGUUAUCAUUGUGAUUUUUAGCAAUUCUUGUGAUUUUAUAAAAAAAAAAAAAAUACACUUAAGUCUUAUUGGUAAUGCAUCAGGGAUGCUGGCUGUGUAAAAGCAAUCUGGCCUGCUCGUUGCUGAUGUAUUGCUCAUUUUGUCUCUCCUUUUGUUUCCUCCUUUUCUCUGACUACCGUGCGAUUCACACCAAAGCCAAUAACGGUCAGUGAAUACAGUCAGUAUCCUGUCAUCAUCAUCAGCGCAGUGUAACGUGGGAGAACACACGCAAGCUGGGUGUGUUUGACAGGGACAGAGCUUAAAAUCCACACACACACACACACGCUGGCGUGUCUAAAGACCGCAGCAACCUAAAAUGUCUCCUCCACCCAGGCCAUUAUACCUGCCUCUUUGCCUCUCAAUUAGGCAGUCUUACCAGCCACUAAUCUGAUAAUCUCUGUCCUGUCUCUCUCAUCCAAUCCUCCAUCUCUCUGACGACUCCUUCGCUCGUCUUUCCAUCUUGUCUCCAUCCCCCACCACCAAGUUUCCUGUGAACUUUUUAUGGUCAUCUGUCUUGAGUCAGUUACGUCCCCCUCUCCUUCUCUCUAAUUUAAAGACUCACGCUCCAUCACCCCCUCUGCACGUCUCCUCUCUGUUGAAAAGCUCCUGCACAAAGAGGAUAAAGCUACUGUGAGCAGUGGUUGCUGACACACGAGGUGCACUGCGGUCCCUCUUCAACCCCUGAACGACAGCAGAAUAGCACAACCUCGUCUGAGGACGGUUAUGGAAAAUUCAACAGAGGAGACAAGAACGGAAUCUGCAAAGUGCACCCUAUCUAGGGAGGAGGCGGAGCAAAGCGAUGAGCGCCAGAGCCCCGCCCCCACAGGAACACAAACAAAACACACAGAGAGUUCUACCAGUGUAGAGGAGGAAGCAAGUGAAUGGGAGAACGGACAGAAUAGAUUAGACGAAGAGAUGGAGGUAGCCGAUGGGGUGGACCUGUCUUCCAUUAACUCCAUGAUGAGCACUGUGAUGAAAGCAGCUCAGCUUAACGGCAGCGUAGACUCCGUCCACUCCACGCCCAGUAAGGUGUCCGUCAAAAGCCCCAGCACCAACCGCAGUGGAAGAAAGACCCAGGAAGCCAAAGAUGACAGCGGGUGUAUCACCUGUCCACUGUGUGAUAAGAGCUUUCAGACCCAACACCAGCUCACCAUGCACAUCCGCCAGCACAACACCGACAGCGGGACUUCGGACCACUCUUGCAGUAUCUGCGGGAAGUCUCUGAGCUCGGCUAGCUCUCUGGAUCGUCACAUGCUAGUGCACAGCGGAGAGAGACCCUACGAGUGCUCUGUGUGCCAUCAGACUUUCACCACCAAUGGUAACAUGCACAGACACAUGAAGAUCCAUGAGAAGGACUCUGCUAGCUCCAUCCCCAGCAGUCCGACUCUGUCUCCACCUAAACGAAGACGUCACUCUGCAGCCAAACGCAAACUAAGCCACGAUGAAGACAUUGAGAAGUCCGAGGAGACAACCAGCAAAAAGGUCAAAGAGGAUAACAUUGUAGAUGAGCAGAGUUUGAAUAAAGGACAGGAAGAAGUCUUGACCUGUCCUAUCUGCUUCAAGACCCUCACCUGCAGAAACGACUUUGAUGCCCACAUGGAGACCCAUCCUGACACUACACUGAGAUGUGAUUUAUGCUGCAUCUCGUUCCGCACACACCGAAGUUUGCUCCGCCACAAUGCAGCUACCCAUAAGCAGCUACCCACAGACCCCAACGGACGACCCUUUAUUCAGAACAACCCAUCCAUCCCUCUUGGUUUUAAUGAUCUAGCUUUCAUUGACUUUUCAUGCCAGAAGUUCCCGCAAAUUGCCCAGAUUUGGUGUGAAACCAACCUUCGGCGUUGUACUGGCAAAUUCCAUCGCUUUGUAUGUGACACAUGCGAUAAGGCAUUCCCUCUCAGCUCUGCUCUAGACUUGCAUAAAGCCUCGCAUGAGACUUCCAGUGGCACCCAAGAGACUACUUCACACUUAACUAUGAAAGAUGAGCUUCCCACUCCUGAGAAAAGUAGCUUCAUGGACUCUUUGGGCUUGCAGCACAUCUCUCAGGUUAAGCCUGCCCCCUCAGAAGAGGAUGUCCAGCAGGCCAAGCUUGAUAGUAUUCGGGUUAUCCACGUAGAGCAAAAUCAGUCCUCUGUACCUCAGGAGGCAGGCAUUGUUGGAGGGGUUAACCUGUCUCUUGUAGACCCAACGACUCUUCAUGGUCUGUCCCAUCAAGACGCUCUCAAACUGCUGUCCCUUCAGCCCUUCCAGACUGGUUUUCUGGUGCAGCCAGAUGGUGGUAUGGUAGUGAAACCAGUUUGUGGUGAAUCCAACGUGGAACUCGCUGAUAUACAGCAAAUAAUCAAAGUAGCUUCUGCUGCUCCUAACCAGAUCACUCUGCCACCUUUAUCCAAGGCGCCUUGUAGUGCUAUGCAGUCGGGCUACAAGCAGAUGCCUCCACUCAAGCCAAAACCCUUGGUGGCUCCCAGAACCAGUAUGGUAGCUUCAACUCCUCCACCCCUAUUGAACACCCAGCAAGCUUCCCUGGGCUGUAUCAGUCCUAGCCUCCCACCCCCUGCCAGUCAUCCUCUCAAAACAGUUCGGGACCUCUCCCCAUCUUCCUCGUCCUCUUCUGCCAACAACCACGCUCCGGCAGAGAGGAUACAAAUGGAGGCAGAGUGCAUGGGAGAUGCCCAUACCCCAAUGGACAUGGAUGAAAGACAUAUCAAACAGGAGAACGGCAAAUUAGAAGAGACCACUGGAAAAAAGGGAACAUCUCAAAAGGGCUCGUACCCCUGCCGAUUUUGUGACCAGGUCUUUGCAUUUUCUGGUGUACUGCAGGCACAUAUGCGAUACCAUUUGGGCAUCCUACCCCACCAAUGCAAUAUCUGCGACUAUGUUGCCCCUGACAAGGCAACGCUAAUCCGUCAUUUGAGGACGCACAGUGGUGAGCGUCCCUAUGUCUGCCGGCUCUGUCAUUACCCGUUUACUGUCAAGGCUAACUGUGAGCGCCACCUUCGCAAAAAGCACAUGAAAAACAAUCGCAAGGAGAUUGAGAAAAACAUUAAGUAUGUUACCUCGUCCACGUCCACAGCAGACGUACUGGAGCAGGCUGGAACUAAUGAAACUACCUGUCGCUUCUGUGGGGAGGACCUAAAGACGUUCAGAGCCCUGCAGAUACAUUUGCGCACACACAACGGCUGCCAGCGAAAGCCAUUUGAGUGCAAGCGUUGUGGUGCAGCUUUCCUUGCUAAGCGUAACUGUAUCCAUCACCUUCUGAAACAACAUCCAGAGGUCCAAGAGCAGGAUAUUGAAGAGCACAUAAUCACUCUUCUAGCUGCAUCAACCCAAAAUAGCCCAAAUCCAUCUCCUCUCAAUGGGGUUUCUCCUAGCACUGUAGUGCAGCCUAUCAAAGUUGAAGACCUUAGCUUUUACAGUGUAGAUAUGGAUCAACCUCUGGACUUCUCUAACAAAAGCCAUGGGGGCAGCAGUGCCGGAAGUGCGAGUGGAUCUCCUGGGAUCAAAAUUGAACCCGUCUCUUAUGACUCUAGCAUGGAACCAAUUGACCUCUCUAUUCCUAAGAAUCCUGUGAAGAAGUUUAAACAAGACAUUGAGGCCACAUUGCCAAGAGAGGUUAAAAAAGAACAGUCCUCCAUUAGCAUACUUGCACAGGCUCUUCAAGCCGAGAAGUCCAUUGAUGAGAAGUCUCAACCUCUUGGAUGCUACCAGGUCCCUGUUGCUUUGUCCUCUCUUACUGGUAGCACUAAUGCUGCAGGAAGGCACUUGCGUUUAAAGCCCCUGCUUCCUAAACCUUCCUCUGCUGCUGUGAAGGAGCUUCCACCACUAGCAUCCAUUGCUCAAAUAAUUUCCUCAGUUUCUGGUGCCCCUGACCUUCUUAAGCGGGAUAACACUAAUAGUCUUCAGGCUGAUUCUGACACACAUGGCAAGCAAGAAUCACCAGAUAUUUUGACAGAAGAGCUCUCACUAGAGAGCUCAAAGAAGAGGACCAGGAAAAGGCCAUCCAACAGCACAGCGAAGGAGAAACCUGUAAUGAAUGCCACAGACCCAAGUAUUGAUUUAGAGUCUAGUGGGGAGUUUGCUAGUGUUGAGAGGAUGUUGGCAACCACUGAUGCCAACAAGUUCAGCGCCUAUCUUCAGACCAACACAAUUGAGCUGGCAAGAAAAGGCGGGCAGCAGCCAGGUGCUAGUGACGAGAAAGAGGUGAAAGAUGAGAAACACUUGCCAGCCCAGCAGACUGUUCAAGCCCAGCAGUCCAAAGGAAAGAAGAAUGCAUACUCAAAUUCUGUGCAAAAGAUGACUUGCCCCUUUUGUCCCAGAGUUUUCCCUUGGGCCAGCUCACUUCAGCGUCACAUGUUAACACACACAGGUCAAAAGCCAUAUCCUUGUCCCCAGUGUGAUGCCUUCUUCUCGACCAAGUCCAACUGUGAGCGACAUCUUUUACGCAAACAUGGCAUUUCCAACAGAGUGCUUCGACGCAACGGUGCAAUACCCAAGACUAAGGAAGCAGAGGAAGGCUCACCAGAGAGUGCAGAGAGCACAUCUGAGACUGAGCUGCUUAUGAGCGAGGCAAUGGAUCUCACAAGAUCAGACUCAGAAAAGCCUGAAGCAUCGGAUGCUGAGAAAACUUCACCAGCUAAGCCGACAGAGGCAGCCGUGGUAGAGCCUCUUCCUCACAAAGAGGAGGAGGACCCAACAGCCCUAGAGACUUUGAAGCACAAUGACCCAGAAAAAGAGGAUGGCGAUUCCCAUAGCAAUAAGACCCUUGACUUGACCUUUGUUUCUAAGCAAAAGGAUUUCAAGAUCACUGAGAAAGACCAGCCACAGUCCUCCCCUGCAGCAGAUAGUGACGUGUCUGACAAAGCAACACCUCAGGAGGAGUCCAAAUUCACCUGCAAAAUUUGCAAGAAGAUCUUCCGCUACGCUGCCACUUUAACCAGACAUGAGAAAGUUCAUCAGCUGGAUGUAGCAUCAGACUCCACUAAUGGACCUGAACAAAGCCUCACGAAAUCAGAUGAUCCAAUUGUGCCUUGUGAAAAUAAGAAAGAGGUUGCAGAGGAAGAGGUGGAGAGUGUAAGGAAGAGCACAGCAGAGAACGAGGGAAUGGGCAGUGUGGGGGAGAGCGGAUCUGAGGAGGAUAAAGAGGAGAGGAGUGAUGAAGAGGGAGCUGCAGCUGAACCAAAGAGUGCUGAGGGAGAGACCGAAGAACCUGGCAGCAAGCCGGACAAGAGGAAAAAGGUGUGCAGUAUAUGCAAUAAACGUUUCUGGAGCCUUCAGGACCUCACCAGACACAUGCGUUCUCAUACAGGAGAGAGGCCUUACAAGUGUCAGACAUGUGAGCGAACUUUCACCCUCAAGCACAGUUUGGUCCGACAUCAGCGAAUCCACCAGAAACUCCGGGGAGCGGAUAGUGACGGUUCAUCUUGUGGGGUCACAGGUGGACCAGACGAGGACUGCUUUAGUGGGCGCUCAGCUAGCGAGAGCGAGUGCACACCCACCAGCACCAAUCCACCCUCUGAGAACGAAAGUGAAUUAACAGAUACUGUGAAGGGGGAACCCACCUCACAGGAGAAAGAGGAGGAUUGUCUACCCUGUGCGGAAGAGUUUAAACUAACCUCCAAGACAGGACCUGCAUCAGCAACAGAGACACCCAAAGAACCUCCAGCAGAGAAACAAGCGUCGGAUUCACCCACCGCAUCUGACAUAGAGCCGUCGGAGGGAUUCAUCCAAGGCUUACUGGAGAUCCACACCAAGCCCACUACUGAGCAAAUUUUGCCCACCCCCGAGCCGCCGCUGCUUGGCGUAGAGUGAAAAGCAACUCUUUCCUAGUUUAGCUUAUCAUGUGUUGAAAUGUGCUGCAACAAGAAGCAGUGCCAUAUAACAAGUACAUUUCAAUGAGAAAAAAGAAGCAAUGACUCUUUACAAGUGCCUUUCUACUUUUUUUGCUAUAUCUUUAUCAGCAUUUAUCUUGGUCGAAAGUUGAUUUUUAUAGUAUUUUACAAUGAUCGUUAUAAUUUUUUUGGGGGGGGUUGUAAUCCUGAGAAAACUACUUCAAGCAAUAUAUGAACAAAUUUGCAUAUUGUUUUGUACAGUUCAGAGGCAGCGGAAUCCGUCUUAUGAAAAGCAAGUAUAUGCCCUUAUCCAGCGAUGGCUGAGGACAUGUUUCUACUGAGAGGCUUGUACCCAAGUGCAUAACUGGAAUACACAAAGACGACUUGUUCACCACAGGGCUUCUAUGUUUUUGUUUGUCCUCUUUAAUUUGCCAGUUUCCUAUUUUGUGUAAUUCCUUUAAUGACAGAGGCUUCCAGAGUUAUUGUUUUAUUACAGAGCUCUGUUAUUCUGGGUGCUGCGUUGUGUAAAGAUGUUUUGGGGAUACAGCCAAGCAAAAAUUCAGAGAGUCAUCCUCGGAAAGAUGUUCAGCAGGUGUUGCAUCAAGUAUGGGCAAUGUUUGCUCAAAACAGGUGAUGAAUGUCCAGCUGUGCUGAUUGUGUCAAUAUCCUUAGAUAGCAUUAACGUUUCUUUUCUUUUUUUUUUGGCACGAAAGGAUGGUUUUUACUGAGGGAAGGCAAUGUUUUUAGAUUUAAGGGCUUUUGAAUUAUGUCCCUCAAGCCCUGCCUCAGCUCCUUAAGAAUACAAAAAUGAAAAAAGCAAAAUUACAGGAAGCCCAUGAGUUAUGUAUCUGAUGUACUUGACAGAAAUAUGAAAUGUGUACCUGUGUCCAGGGUUACCGUCUUCCAAAAGCAUCACUUUUUAAGCCUUACUCUUGCAUCUGAGCAUUUAGGCAGGCGUCUCACUUUCUGCCGGGCUCACGAACUAGAAUUCUUGGUGUACUUGAACCCUGUCGCCCUGCUGCCUCCUGUCAGGAUGUCGUCCUGCAGCGCUCCUCAACUAGGAGGACCCCAUGUCAAUCACAAGUUCUUUCUUUUGUAGUGUUGGAUCUCUUUGACCUCUCAGUUUUAUGAACUCGUAAAGAAACCUCAGACACAAACAAAGCAAACCUCAAUGGGCAUGGAGACUGUAUGAAAUUGUGUGGACUGGUAAGCAUCUUCGAUUAUAGGUCUCCUUAUUUCCUGGAGCAGUCGUUUUUCCCAAACAGAUGCCUACCGAUUGGCACGCGUCCGAAGUGCGAUGACGGUAUGCAAAAAGAAAACAAACAAGGAAAAGGAAUAUUGAACCAAUAGUGGGGAUGGGGAGAGAGUUUGCUCCUGAUUGGAUAUCAGGUUGUGUGCGCCCCCUAGUGGUGAAGAUCUAACAUCUCUGCUCAGGCACGAGACUUGUAGUAUUGGAUGAACUUGAAUGCAAUUGCAAUCGCUUUCUCUAUCUGUGUAUUCCGGGACUUCUGCUUCUCCCGAUGCCUUUUCCUGGGUUCAUGUGAGUGUGUUUUGUUGGUUGUGUAGAAGUGAUUGGUUUCCUGGUAAGAAUGCUCACAGAUUGUUUUUAAUGUAUUUAUUAUGACCCAGGGUCGGGUGAAGAAGUAAAUGCGGAGAAGCCAUGUAUUAACACAAUUAUGCUGCAUAAAAAAUGAUUCAAAUUCAAUACUUAGCAUCCCAGCUUUGAUCUGGGUCCUUGAUUGAUUGAUUGAUGAUGAUGAUGAUAAUAAUCACUUUUGAUCCGAAAGCUUUAUGUAGAUCUUUGUAUGCAUUUUUUUUUAGAAUGUGUGGUCUGUUUCUGUUAUCUUUAUUAUAUUAUUAUUAUGAUGAUUAUUUCAGUUUGACAGAGAGAUACAAGUUGUUUUCAUUGAUAUAUUCUUUUGCGUAUAAAACUGUGAAAUUUACUGUUAUUCUGCUAUGGGUGAAUCUGUAGGGUAGUUUUGCAUGAUAACCUUUUUAUGUUGUUCAGUUUUAAUUUCUUUUUUUUUCUGUUUGGCCCCACUCUGUCUCACUCUCAGGGUUCAUAACAAAAAAAGGUUUCUCAAAUCAUCGUUUUUCUUGCAACAAAAAAUUCUCUUCACCUAUGAUUUCUGAAUAUGUUGAAUCGUCAAUCACUACUUUUUUAGCACUUGACUGUGAAUUCAAAUGAACAGGGUGGAGUUAUCAAAUCCACAUUCCACUCAUGGGUUUUCUACAAGAUAUAGCCUCCUAUUUUUUUUUUUCCCCUGGUUUUUUAUUUUAAUCUUCCCUGUCUCUUUAGAAGAAUGCAGAGGAAUGGAGACCUGUCACUAUUUGACGUGUUGACUGAUGUAAAAGGGAGCUUUGUGUCGCUGCUACAUCCCCAAAAAUAAUUCUACUGGACUUGAAUGGAACCAGAAUCACCAGAACAUUUUUGGUACACUACUCUUGUUCUUCGAAUGAGUGCUUCAGAAUCAGAAAUGUAAGCUGUUCUGUAUCAAAACUAUUCAAGCAAUAAAGAUAUAUUAAAGGAAA
Molecule: messenger RNA, 8564 nt
Organism: Puntigrus tetrazona (Sumatra barb)
Lineage: Eukaryota; Metazoa; Chordata; Actinopteri; Cypriniformes; Cyprinidae
Gene: rreb1a
Product: ras responsive element binding protein 1a
Exons: 13
Coding region: 928-6012 (1694 amino acids)
Biological process (GO): regulation of transcription by RNA polymerase II
Cellular component (GO): nucleus
Molecular function (GO): DNA-binding transcription activator activity, RNA polymerase II-specific; RNA polymerase II cis-regulatory region sequence-specific DNA binding
Source: RefSeq, a predicted model, not a curated record